GAUCGUUUUGCCCUCAAACGGCCACGGUGUUUUCGUAAACUAAUUUGGAGUAACUGGGGAAUAAAUCGUACAAGUUUCUGUUCAUUCUUUCAGGAACCCAGUCAGGCCGGUCAGGCGUCAGUCUCUGAUGAUAAUUCAAAAUUAUUGGAAUCUGUCAAAAACGCUGAUUACAUGGUGAUCAAAGUCCAUCUUCCCGAAUCAUUCCGCGAACGUUAUUAGUCGUUAGUUACUGCCAGUUGAUGUUUCGACGUGAACGUCGGUGACGAAUUUUAAGAGAAAAAGCGCUGAGUCAAUCGACGCAAAUUGUUGGCUAAAAGAUAGUAAUCUCGAGUUUUAUCAACAAAGGAAAGCUAAAGACACACUGAGAUGGCAACUAAGAAUCGUAAAAGCAACACCGCCACUGCCACAUCACCUGGCAAACUCUUCACGCGAGAAGAAGUGGAAAAGAAUGUUAAAGAUACAUGGAUCAUUAUUCAUAAUAAUGUCUACAAUGUCACCUCGUUUCUCAAUGAGCAUCCUGGUGGUGAGGAAGUACUCCUGGAACAAAGCGGACGGGAUGCUACAGAAGCGUUCGAAGAUAUUGGACAUUCAACCGAUGCUAGACAAAUGAUGGAAUCGUAUAAAAUUGGAGAGUUGGUAGAAGAAGAAAGGAUGGAAGAUUCUGGAAAAAAUACCAAAGAUUGGACUCAUGAAAAUGAAGAAAGUUCUAGUUCUUGGUGGUCCUGGUUGAUUCCAAUCGCCCUUGGGGUGCUUGCCACCAUCAUCUAUCGCAACUUUAUCAGUGGAUAUUAAAACAUUCCGAGCCUCUUUUUCAUGUUAUUUACUUGUUACAACUAUAUAUAUAUAUAUGUAUACAUAUGUAUUGAUGAACAAUUGUUGUACGAAUGUACGUCGCGUACUAUUGUUUUCUAUAAACCAAAUAAUGCAUUUUCUGGCCUAGAAUCUCUUUGCAAAAGAGAAGGAGAUAGAUAAUGUGUACUAUAUAAUAAGAUACAAAUAACGCGCAUUUAUAUAUUUAUAUGUAUACAUUUAUACACAUAGUAUAUAUAUGCAUAUGUACAUGUAGCGUUUAUACGCGACAUUCUCUGAAUUGACGA
Cyphomyrmex costatus is the source of this 1097-nucleotide messenger RNA. It is a transcript of the gene Cyt-b5, whose product is annotated as Cytochrome b5. Gene Ontology annotation, cellular component: membrane; intracellular membrane-bounded organelle. The record is from RefSeq and is a predicted model, not a curated record. NCBI's taxonomy places the organism in Eukaryota, Metazoa, Arthropoda, Insecta, Hymenoptera, Formicidae. The transcript is spliced from 4 exons. Bases 367 to 792 code for a protein of 141 amino acids. Gene Ontology annotation, molecular function: heme binding.